This is a messenger RNA of Medioppia subpectinata, 960 nucleotides long. The record is from the annotation of a GenBank genome assembly. NCBI's taxonomy places the organism in Eukaryota, Metazoa, Arthropoda, Arachnida, Sarcoptiformes, Oppiidae.
UUAGAAACAUUUUGUGACACUAAAAUAUGGCCCUACAAAGGUGCUGUUUGUUACAUAUAAUUUUGUGCAUAUGUAUUGUAAUGAACCUAAUCAUGACGGUUUAUUGCGGACCUGAUACGGCGAAUAAAACCAAACAAGCUAAACCAAAAAGGCAACCAAACAAUUUGCGUCAAUCACCCACAUCAAAAAAUGUCAAUACAGGGGCAGCAAAAUGUGGUAAAGAGGCGUACAGAGAGAUGGACGGUAUGGUCGCCCAGUACUCCAGUAGUAAUGACAGAUUUCCCGAGAGUAUUAAAGAGCUACAAGCUAGAUGUUUGAAACGGAAGGAAGUGUUGCCAAAGAUGGAGGACCUGAAGAACCGAUGUAUGGAUGGUUUGGCGAAACGAGUGGUCGCUGUUGUUAUCUAUUCAAUGAAAAGGCAGCGAAAAAUAAUGUGUCGCAAAAAGCCUAACAAACGUAUGCUAGAGAUGGCCGGCGCCGGCAAAUGUAUUAACUCGUUCAGACCCGCCGCCCAGAACUGCGUGGAGGAGGCCAUGGAUCACGUGAUUGGCAUUAGAAACAGCACCGACAACAAAAUGAAAAUACCCUUUCUUUGCUGCACGUUUGUAAAAAUGAAGGCGUGUAUACUAGAGACGGGUCACCGAAGCAAACAGUGCAGUGAAGAGCAUUUGUCACUAUUGGUGCGGCAGUCGGAGCAGGUGUCCAACGGACCCAUGAAUAUGGCCUGCGGUGACUAUAACGAGGAAAGUGAUAAAUGUGACAAAAUUCAAGUACCAAGGAGAUUGGCCAACGAGACCUUGCCUAAAAGUUUUGUAAUGCCCAUGAUCGAUUUAAUGGAAAGUCUUGGCGCCGAGUAAUAUGAGCAUGGUGUUUAACCAGCACUAUAUUUUUAAAGAUUUAUUUUAAAUUGUGGCAUGCACACUUUUAUACGUAAUUAUGAUCAUAUGUUAUUCAAAAUCU